CAGCGACACUCCGCUCCGCUCCGCUCCGAUCACUCCACACCUCACCCCCCCACCCCAGCUCACGCCCGCCGCCCCACCCCACCCCCACCCACCCCGCCCCGCCGCCGCCGCUCCCCGUAGAUCCGAUCUGCCCCGACCUGACCGACCGCCCGCCGCCCGAUCGGAUCCGGCCCGAAGGGUUUCCGCGGUUGGCUCAUGGUUCACGAUGGCGCCGUGAAGGACCAGCAGCAGCGGGAGCAGCAGCAGGAGGAGGAGAGGUCGCCGGAUAUCCCCGCGCCUUCUGCAUCUGCGGUGACGGAGGCCGAGUCCGGGGCAGCGGAGGCGGGGGCGGCGAGAGCGGCGGAAGCGGGAGCGGGGGAGGGGGAGGCGGCAGUAGGAGCGGGGCCGUCCAAGCCCGGGAGCGACAAGCGGCUGGGCGUGCGGCACCCCGUCAAGUACCGCCGGUUCCGGGCCAAGGGGAAGGCGAUGGCGGAGCCCGGGGUCACCCCCGCGCACCAGCCGCUGGAGGAGGAGCUGGAGUUGGAGGAGGGCGAGGGGGAGGUCGAGGAGGAGGCCUCCUCGCCCGAGCGGGAGGUGCGGGCAGGCGUCGUGGAGGUGGAGGUGGAGGUGGAGAUGGAGGUGUCCUCCGCAGCAGUAGAGAUGGAGGUGGAGGAGGGGCCCGGCAUGGACGUGUCGCCGGCUGCGGCCGUGGCCAUGGUGGACUCGGAGCACUCAUCCGAGGAGGAGGAGGAAGAGGAGGUGUCGUCAUCGCCGGUGCUGGCGCUGCCGGAGCAGGCGAGGAGGAAGCAAGGGGCUGCUGUGGCGGCUGCCGUGCCGGCUCUGGUCGUGCCCAAGGACCAGGACCUGGAGAAGGAGAAGAAGGAGAAGGAGAGGCAGAGGGAGAGGGAGAGGGUCGAUGAGGUCGGCUACAUGAGUGGCGGCUGCAAGAGUGAUGAUGGAAGUUUGAGUUGUGGAUAUUCAAGUUUUAGAGGAAAAAGGGCAAGCAUGGAAGACUUCUUUGACAUAAAAUCAUCUAAAAUUGAUGAUAAACAAAUAAAUCUCUUCGGAAUAUUUGAUGGUCAUGGGGGUUCACGUGCUGCUGAGUAUUUGAAGGAGCACUUGUUUGAGAACCUCAUGAAACACCCACAAUUCAUGUCAGAUACAAAAUUAGCAAUAAGUGAAACAUAUAAAAAAACUGAUUCAGAUUUCUUGGAUUCUGAAAUCAACACUCACAGAGAUGACGGGUCAACUGCAUCGACAGCAGUUUUGCUUGGAAAUCAACUUUACGUGGCUAACGUAGGUGACUCUCGGGCUGUAAUAUCAAAGUCGGGCAAAGCUAUUGCACUCUCUGAUGAUCACAAGCCAAACAGAAGUGAUGAGAGGAAACGAAUUGAGAGUGCUGGUGGGAUUGUUAUGUGGGCUGGAACUUGGAGGGUUGGUGGUGUACUUGCAAUGUCUCGGGCAUUUGGCAACCGCUUGUUGAAGCAAUUUGUUGUCGCGGAACCAGAGAUUCAGGAACAAGAAAUAGAUGAUGAAUUGGAGUUUCUGAUUUUGGCUAGUGAUGGGCUGUGGGAUGUGGUUCCAAAUGAGGACGCCGUCUCUCUCGUGAAGAUGGUUGAGGACCCCGAGGCGGCGGCCCGGAAGCUGACGGAGACUGCUUUCGGCCGUGGGAGCGGCGACAACAUCACCUGCGUCGUCGUCAAGUUCCAGCACAGCAAGACGGGUGGUGACACCCCUCCCAUCUCUCCCCCGGGCGAUCAAAUUUGAUUGCUUCUAUUCGUCCGUAUACAUGUUGUUGUUAGCCUUUAAAAUUUACAGCAGCUGGAUGGAUGUUUUCUCUGUUGAAUGAGUUGUAUGUACAUUGGCGGCUCGUACUAGAUGAUGACUCCCGUACAUGGUGUUAACUGGUAUACAAAUUGUGGUGCUGGUUACAUACAGUGGUA
Messenger RNA from Aegilops tauschii subsp. strangulata, 1922 nucleotides. RefSeq names its product probable protein phosphatase 2C 45. Gene Ontology annotation, molecular function: protein serine/threonine phosphatase activity; cation binding. The record is from RefSeq and is a predicted model, not a curated record. Gene Ontology annotation, biological process: protein dephosphorylation. NCBI's taxonomy places the organism in Eukaryota, Viridiplantae, Streptophyta, Magnoliopsida, Poales, Poaceae.